AUGUCCAGCAUAUUGAUCACAGGCGCCACUGGUAAACAGGGAAGCUCCCUAAUACAGAACCUUGUUCUGAAGAAUGCUCCUUAUCAGAUCCUUGCUGUGACUCGCAACACUCAGUCUCCAUCUGCACAGAAAUUGAUCCAGAAGUAUCCCGAUAUUACUAUCGUUCAGGGAGACCUGGAUCAUCCCGCUGAGCUCUUCAAGAAGGCACAGAGUCUGAGCCCUAAGCCGAUAACGAGUGUAUUCAGUGUUCAGCUCGCAAUCGGAAAUACUUCAUCUGAAGAAUCCCAGGGCAAGAAUCUCGUUGACGAGGCUCUCAAGCAUGGCGUGAAACACUUUGUAUACAGCUCUGCCGAUCGCGGUGGCUCUAAAUCAAUCAAUAACCCGACCGACGUCCCGCAUUUCAUCAGCAAGCACAACAUCGAGAAACACCUGAUUGAAAAGACCCAAAAUGAAGGCAUGGCCUGGACGAUUUUACGACCGGUUGCAUUUUAUGAAAACCUUGAGCCGAAUUUCUUGGGAAAGGUCUUUGCAACGUCUUUCAGGAUGUCGUUGAAGGGCUCUCCCCUGCAAAUGAUCGGAGUUAAUGAUAUUGGCGCUGUGGCUGCGGAGGUCUUCUUGAAUCCUGAGAAAUACAAGGGUCAGGAGAUAUCGCUUGCUGGGGAUGAACUUACAUACACCCAAUUCGAGAAGAUAUUCAAGGAAAAGACUGGGAAGUCCUCUGUUCCCACUACGUUCCAGUUCCUGGUCUCGGGGUUCAUGUAUAUGGUGAAGGACUUCGGGUAUAUGUUCAGAUGGUUCCAUGAUGAAGGGUUCGGGGCUAAUGUAGAGGAAGUCCGCAAGAUUCAUCCCGGCUUGAAGGACUUUGGGACUUGGUUGGAGACCGAGAGUGCUUUCGCCAAGUAA
Messenger RNA from Penicillium waksmanii, 903 nucleotides. RefSeq lists its product as uncharacterized. The coding region runs from base 1 to 903 and encodes 300 amino acids. NCBI's taxonomy places the organism in Eukaryota, Fungi, Ascomycota, Eurotiomycetes, Eurotiales, Aspergillaceae. The record is from RefSeq and is a predicted model, not a curated record. The transcript is spliced from 2 exons.